ACAAACAGCUUUCGCGGCCCAACACCACGAACCCACUACGUACCACCACGCCGCCCAUCCAUCAAAUCCACCCCACCUCCACCCUACCAGUCUAACCCGGCAGCCCCCCAAAUACCGCCAAGAUGGUCAAACUCGAAGAAGUCAUGGACGAGGAGUUUGUGCGUGAGCAGGAAGGCCCGCACGACGACGAUGAAUGGGACACCGAUUCCGAGUCCGACACCUCAUCCAUCCACUCGCUGCACCCAGACGAAUCGCUCUACGAGCGCAUCCUUGCCCUGCAAGACAUGAUCCCCGCCAGCACACGCCGCUCCGUCUCGUCGAAAGCGUCCACAAUCUCCUCGUGGUUCAAGUCGGGACUGAGCAUGGGCGGCAAGACGCUGUGGGUUGUGAGCACGAGUGCUCUGCUGCUGGGUGUGCCGUGGGCGUUGGCGUACAGUGAAGAGCAGAUGAUUGUUGAGCAGGAGAGGGCUGAGUUGCAGGCGCAACGGGCGCAGAACGAGUUUAUGGCUCCUGGUGGUGCGCCGAUGCCUGGUCAACCCCAGGGCGCAAAGCCGGCUUUGUAAACCAUUGUCUUGAUUGAGCGCUUUUCGACUGGUGGUCGCUUCAAUAUGAGCGGCGGGCUCUUCACACCUGUCUUGCUACGAUAUUGGAAACGGUGCAUGGACGGGACUGUAACAUGUGCAUACAGGCGGCCAAAAUGAUGCCGUAAUGAUCUGUACUAUAUUUCUCGACUCCACGAUUAUGUAUUGCGUCACGUUAUUGAGACCAUAACUUCAGCAUAGUGAUGAAGUUUCUCUGUACAUUUAUUCUUUUCUUCAUGCCUGUCGGCUAUGUAACAAUACUUACAAAUACAGCGUCUAGAUUCGUACUCAUCUGGCGCACAAACGUAAUCCGCCGUGUCCCGGUCUACCAAAUGCUCAUAGACAUCAGAUGCGAACCGUGCGCCAGUGAGAUGCUGUAACAAACUGUCACUCAAGCGGUGCGCUUGCAUAACCGUACCCAAUCCGCGAGUGGUGGCAUGGAGACAUUCGCAGAUUGCGCUCGCUCCAAGAAAACGUGGUAAUACAGC
Pyrenophora tritici-repentis Pt-1C-BFP is the source of this 1069-nucleotide messenger RNA. Its product is annotated as mitochondrial import receptor subunit tom22. NCBI's taxonomy places the organism in Eukaryota, Fungi, Ascomycota, Dothideomycetes, Pleosporales, Pleosporaceae. Gene Ontology annotation, biological process: intracellular protein transport. Gene Ontology annotation, cellular component: mitochondrial outer membrane. The record is from RefSeq and is a predicted model, not a curated record.